Molecule: messenger RNA, 2286 nt
Organism: Capsicum annuum
Lineage: Eukaryota; Viridiplantae; Streptophyta; Magnoliopsida; Solanales; Solanaceae
Exons: 7
Coding region: 639-1895 (418 amino acids)
Source: RefSeq, a predicted model, not a curated record
GAAAAAAAUAAAUAAAUAAAUUUGGUGGGGGGUGUGAAAAUGGAAAGAGAAAGAGACAGGGGCAAGUCUGCAUUUUUAUUUGGAUUUUUCGAUAGAAGCAGAAAGCAAAGAGAGAGAGAGAAGCAACUAUCAAAGCUAAAGCCUUUUUUUAGUCCCUCAAAACACAACUUUGGUUUUAUAGCAAAAUUGUUUUUUCUUUGUGUGUGGGGGUGGUGCGUAGGAUAAGCAGUGUAUGGGUGUAGUUUAAGACCACCUCUCCUCCUUGAUUUUGCUCCUUUCUUGGGCUAUGGUGUAGUUGAUUUGAGGUCUAGCUCAUUUCUUGACUUGGGUGUUGCUUGUUUUCUUGAUUUGAGGUCUAAAAACGCACUGUAAGUGUAGUGUGUGUAGUCAUUUUAGCUCAUUGCUUGACUUGGGUGUUGCUUGUUUUCUUGGUUUGAGGUGUAAAACACACUGAAGGGGUAGUGUGUGUGGUCAUUUUAGCUCAUUGCUUGACUUGGGUGUUGCUUGUUUUCUUGAUUUGAGGUCUAAAACACACUGAAAGUGUAGUGUGUGAAGUCAUUUUAGCUCAUUUAUUGAUUUGGGUCCUGCUUGUUUUCUUGAUUGGAGGUGGCUAUCUAGCUACUUGGUUAACUACUACAAUGGCAGCUGCUGUGCAGUUUAGAGGAGUUUUUCUUGUUGUUUUCAUGUUGUGGGGUUGUUUGAUUUCAUUGUCUUGUACUGCUGCUAGGCUAUCUGUUUCAAGGCAGAAACUUGAGAUUGAGAAACACUUGAAAAGGGUCAACAAACCUCCCAUUAAAAGCAUCCAGAGUGCAGAUGGGGAUAUCAUUGACUGUGUCCACAUCUCACAGCAACCUGCUUUUGACCACCCAUUCCUCAAAGAUCACAAAAUCCAGAUGAGGCCUAGCUACCACCCAGAAGGGCUUUAUGAUGAGGACAAAAUGGCCACAAGGUCCAAAGAGAGUACUAAUCCCAUCACUCAGUUGUGGCAUAUGAAUGGAAGAUGCCCUGAGGACAGUAUUCCUGUAAGGAGAACAAAGAAAGAUGAUAUUUUGAGGUCAAGUUCUGUCAAAAGGUAUGGUAAGAAGAAGCAUAGAGCUAUCCCUAAGCCAAGGUCUGCAGAUCCUGACCUUACCAAUGAAAGUGGCCAUCAGCAUGCAAUAGCUUAUGUUGAAGGAGACAAGUAUUAUGGUGCUAAGGCAACUAUUAAUGUGUGGGAACCCAAAGUACAGCAGUCAAAUGAGUUUAGCUUGUCUCAGCUUUGGAUUCUUGGUGGUUCUUUUGGUGAAGAUCUAAAUAGUAUUGAAGCUGGUUGGCAGGUUAGCCCUGACCUCUAUGGUGACAAUAACACAAGACUAUUCACUUACUGGACUAGUGAUGCAUAUCAAGCAACAGGCUGCUACAAUCUUCUAUGCUCAGGUUUCAUUCAAGUCAGCAGUGCUAUAGCUAUGGGUGCAAGCAUUUCCCCAGUUUCAGCCUUUAGAAACUCCCAGUAUGAUAUCAGUAUUCUUAUCUGGAAGGAUCCAAAAGAAGGACAUUGGUGGAUGCAAUUUGGAAAUGACUAUGUAUUAGGAUAUUGGCCAUCUUUCUUGUUCUCCUAUUUGGCUGAGAGUGCAUCCAUGAUAGAGUGGGGUGGGGAAGUUGUGAAUUCACAACCAGAUGGUAAACAUACAGCUACACAAAUGGGAAGUGGUAGAUUCCCAGAAGAAGGUUUUGGCAAGUCAAGUUAUUUCAGAAACAUUCAAGUAGUUGACAGCUCAAACAAUCUUAAAUCUCCAAAAGAUCUUGGCACUUUCACUGAACAAUCCAACUGUUAUGAUGUCCAAACAGGAAGUAAUGAAGAUUGGGGUCAUCACUUUUACUAUGGAGGCCCUGGUAGAAACCCCAACUGUCAAUGAAGCAAUACAAAAAGAUAAUAGCCUCACCCACCCUUGUAAAAUUUAAUCUAGUCUAAUGCUCCUCUCUUUAUUAUAUACCCUUUUGGUUUUCUUGAUUUUUUAGGUUUGAGUUAGCAGUAAAAAUGUGAACUUUUUUCUGUAGUGGGAAGUUUUGAUCCUUUUGCUUUUUUUUUUUUUCACCUUGAAAGGUUCUCCCAUGUAAGUGAAUGGGAAAGUGUUGCCUAGUUUCUCAAAAAAGCUUGAAAGAAACAAAAGGCCUUUUGUCAUCUUCUUCUUUUUUUUUUUUUUUUUUUUUUUUUUUACUAUUUGUUUAUGUACUCCACUCCGCUCUUUGGAGUAUUGUCACUCAAUGGAUAAUCAAAUGUAUCCUCUACUGGUUUUCAUUUUGCAA